AUGCCGCCAUUAAUACGCGCCAGCGCGCUGCGCCCGGUGCUGCAAAGCACUCUCCAGCUACAGCUACGGCAGCUCGCGACACGGCGCGCGUCGCGCUCCGCUCCAACCCCACCGCCAGCAGCGCCGCCAAAGCCGCCGCGCUCCCUCACAGGCGCGUACCUAACCCUCGCGGUCUUCUUCGCCGGCAGCGCGAUAGCGUUCGCGUACAAGAUGCAGGAGGACGAGAAGAUGCUCGCGCCGUACAGCUACACGCAGCACCGUGUGGGCGCGAACACGCUCUUAACGCCACAGCAUGCGCUGCUCCGCGUGCCGCUCACGCCGGACGAGGAGCGCCUGUUCGAUAACCUGCCCAACCUGGUAACGGUGCACCACGUCAUGCUCGGCGCGCCGCAGAUCCAGAUCGAGCGCCCGUACACCCCCAUCAACGAUGGGCGGCUUGGCGACCUCGAGCUCGUCGUCAAGCGCGUGCCCGGUGGAGAGGUCGGCCGGCUCGCGCACUCCCUCAAGCCUGGAGCCGAGGUGGCCAUGCGCGGCCCGCUGCAGACUUUCAACCUCGACCAGAGCCAGUACGACACGGUCGUCAUGAUAUCGACGGGCACCGCCGUCGCGCCGUUCCUCCAGCUGCUGAGCAAAGCUCACCCCGCGAACACGAACUUCAGGCUCCUCCACGCCUUGCCUAAUCCCGGCAAAGAGGACUGGGCGACCCGCUUCCUCGAGCCCCUACAGGCCAAGUGGGGCGACCAGCUCCACGUACAGCGUAUCCCGCCUGGCGCGGUUGCCAAAUCGGAUGUGCAGGCCGCGCUGAAGGACGCCGGCCGCGUGCUCGUGCUCGUCUGCUUGCCGCCCACCCUCAUGCAGCCCCUCUGCGGAUACCUCACCCCCACACUGCAGCAGGGCCCGUUGACCGGCCUGCUGAGGGACAUUGGCCUGCGCCCCGACCAGGUCAAGAAGCUCGAGUAG
This is a messenger RNA of Vanrija pseudolonga, 960 nucleotides long. RefSeq names its product NADH-cytochrome b5 reductase 2 (gene MCR1). Gene Ontology annotation, molecular function: cytochrome-b5 reductase activity, acting on NAD(P)H. The transcript has 3 exons. The record is from RefSeq and is a predicted model, not a curated record. NCBI's taxonomy places the organism in Eukaryota, Fungi, Basidiomycota, Tremellomycetes, Trichosporonales, Trichosporonaceae. The coding region runs from base 1 to 960 and encodes 319 amino acids.